UAGGGGUCGGGCCGUGAAGGAAGGGGCUUUGUGCUGCAGUUCCGGGUCCGCAGCGCCGAGGCGGGAAGCGGCAGCCGGGGCCUUCUCAGAAGCGCGGCCAGGCCUCGACCCCUUCCUCACAGAGCCCAGCACCCCGCAGCCUCCCUCACCUCGCCCAGCCCAGGUUUCCACCGCCGUCGGGGGGACAGGCCUCGGUGAACCGACCUUCUCCGGGCGGGCCGGCCGCCCUCUCCGCGUCCCCGAGCCACCCCGACUUGAGGGCUGCCUCGUCAGAGUUCGUCGUUCCCGUCCGGUCCUUACCUCACGUCAUUCGGGUCUCUCCCGCAGGCUUCCUUCCAGACGGCUCUAUAGGCCUCACCGAGCUGUGGCGCGCCGCGAGACGCCAAGACUGACAGACGUGUUCAGCCAAUCACGGUAGACGUUAUUUUCCGGCCUCAACCACUCGGCUACUGGAAGGGGGUGAACGGGCGAGGCCUUGUGACUGUAGGCCAAUGAAAAGUUGAUCAGGUGGCCAGCUCCCUCCCCAAUUAGCUGCUGGUGGCUGGGCCCGGCUUCUGGCGCAGAAACGGGGAGGGCUUAGAGAAUCCCCUGCCCCUCCAAGCUGUGAGCGUGCAGCUUUGCACUUCUGCAAAGGAGAGCACGGCGCUUUCUAGCUUUUUAAACCUAUGAGGUGACACGCCUUACAUUGUUUUAACCACAGAAUCACACAGGGUGGUGCAGAAGCAAGUCUACACCUCUCCCUGACCCCUCUGAUUUCCUUACGAAGGGACGCGGCCAUUAUGUUGACGCGCAUGCCCAGAGGGGUGGGUGCGCACGCCUCCGGAUUUGGCUGAGCAGAGGGAAGCAAGGGCGAAUAGGAAAAUUCUCGAGGGGCUGAUUCUUUGGCUGGUUUUGUUUUCGAUAUGUGAAACACUUUAUAUGGCGUAUUUUAAAACUGAAAGCGUGCGUGAAAUGCUUGGUAUUACUUUACAAGAAAAUUGAGACUGGACAUAAUGUAACCGCCCCUGGGUCAUGCAGGAAAACGGGCGAUGUAUUACUAAGCUGGAAAACAUGGGGUUUCGAGUGGGACAAGGAUUGAUAGAAAGGUUUACAAAAGAUACUGCAAGGUUCAAGGAUGAGUUAGACAUCAUGAAGUUCAUUUGUAAAGAUUUUUGGACUACAGUGUUCAAGAAACAAAUCGACAAUCUAAGGACAAAUCAUCAGGGGAUCUAUGUACUUCAGGACAACAAAUUUCGUCUGCUUACUCAGAUGUCUGUGGGAAAACAGUAUUUAGAACAUGCAUCUAAGUAUCUAGCAUUUACAUGUGGCUUAAUUAGAGGUGGUUUAUCAAACUUGGGGAUAAAAAGUAUCGUAACUGCCGAAGUGUCUUCAAUGCCUGCUUGCAAAUUUCAGGUGAUGAUACAGAAGCUAUAAACAUAAUGAAAUGCAAGACUUCUACAGUGUAAAGACAAAUUAUUCCUGUGUAAGCAUUUCAAAUAAUAAUGAUGUAACUACGUUGCUGGAUGUUUGUAUAGAAGGGUAGGGUGUAUUUUAUCAGUUUAAUGCAGACCAAGUUAAAGCAGAUAAAAGGGUCAUUUACAGUGGCAUAAACUUUAAUGAAACUAUUAAAAUGGAAACUUGAUUUCAAAUAACUGGACACCAAAAUAUAUUUUAAAUAUUUUUAUUUACUUAGAGUGAUAACCACAGAUGGAACUUAGGGUCUGUUGAAGUGGCAUAAAAAAAAUAUGCCCCAGUCAGGAUCAUUUGUGUUAAAAAUGACUUAUGUUAGAUAAAGUGUGAAUCUAUUUUAGUUAUUUUUCAAAAGCACAUACACUAAGUUUAACUUUUUAUUUUGUUGCUUGUAAUUUAUUUUUUAUGACUGUAUAAGGAUUUCAUAUAUACAUUGCGUGUACAUGUGUGCAUACCUAUAUAAAUACAAAAUGACCUUAAAUUGUUUGGAAACUUAAUUUCAUUUUAAUACAUUUUCAUCCUUGAGAGCGCCGUACAUGUAAUAAAAGUGAAAUACAGAUUAAUUUAAAUGUGAAUUCAGUGAUUCUAGGGCCAAAGUAUAUUAGGUAUGUUGAGAGGAAUUUUUACAUUUAUUUCUAUCUAUGU
Molecule: messenger RNA, 2094 nt
Organism: Fukomys damarensis (Damara mole-rat)
Lineage: Eukaryota; Metazoa; Chordata; Mammalia; Rodentia; Bathyergidae
Gene: Trappc6b
Product: trafficking protein particle complex 6B
Exons: 7
Coding region: 1012-1413 (133 amino acids)
Biological process (GO): regulation of GTPase activity; endoplasmic reticulum to Golgi vesicle-mediated transport
Cellular component (GO): TRAPP complex; trans-Golgi network; cis-Golgi network
Source: RefSeq, a predicted model, not a curated record